UUUAGCGUCUCGCCGCGGUUAGUCGCGGUGCCGAAUAUUAUUGAGAAACACUCGAUUUCUCGCCGUACCGUUGAAUAACGUUCGGGACGUUCAGUCGCGAUCGGUUACGUCAAAAUCCGAGCCUAACCUCAAAAUAUCCGUGCCGUUUUUGACGGAAAAUAAACUUUUCGCGCCUCGAUCGGCCUGAAUCGGACGCACUCAGGCGAGAGGAUCCUGAAAAGAAUUAAAAAACGUACUGGUGGUGAGCGCGUAUCUCACCCUACUCGCAUUCCCAAGUUCCUCGCCGGCGCCGUUAGCGUUAAAGAUGUGCGACAAACCGCAGAACGGCCCCAGAUGGAUUAACCCGUGCAAUCUGAGCGGCACCGCCCAAGAAAUCCGGGACCAGCCAGUCGAAAACUUAAACGUCACUCUUCUCACCCCUAUCGUGGUGUCGGCCAGGCAGACGCUGGAUCUGGCCAACAACCUCAAGGAAAAUUACGCGAAGGUGAUCUUCAAGCAGGGCGCCGCUCAGGUGGAGAACCUGCUCCGCGAUCAGAAAUACAACUGGCUACCUCAGCUGCCCGAUACGAGAGACGAGAGAGCCUUCAGAGACCACGCUAAGGCGCUGCCGUGGCAGCGAGCGCUUUUGGAGUCGUACAAGUACCUGCAGACCAUCGCCGUGGGUCUCGAGCAGGUAACUUCGGACUUUGAAAACGACCCGAUAGAUUCGAUGAAGGAGAACUUCACCGAAAUCAACAACCACGUUCACAACGUGCUCUGCGAGCUCCAGAUGAGCAUCAUCGAUCACAACCUGAAGAUCGAGAGGGACGUCGGCAGGGACGCGAUGCCGCAGAUGUACAGGGAGAUUUGCGAGAGCAGAAGCAGAAGGUCAGAACGCGACUGGAUCAUCCUCAGGGAGUGCAUCAACGUGCUGGAGUACACCAUCGGGGUGUUCACUCACCUGUCCAACUGAGGAACCCGUUACUUACGCGAGACCUUUUUUUUUUAAUUUAUUUCACUCGAAAUUAUUUAUUAUAUUUUUUAAAUAUAUUAUUAUUAUAUUUAUUGUAUGUAAGUUAUUUUUUGUGUAUAUACAUUGUGUAGAGAAAAGUAUUAUUAGAAACAACGAAUUGAUAUUAUAUUUUGUACGGACCAGUCGGGCGGGCUGACCGACGCAUUUUUUUUUAAUUAGUGUAUUUUUUUUUAAAUUUUCGACU
Cylas formicarius (sweet potato weevil) is the source of this 1196-nucleotide messenger RNA. RefSeq lists its product as uncharacterized. Lineage: Eukaryota; Metazoa; Arthropoda; Insecta; Coleoptera; Brentidae. The transcript is spliced from 5 exons. The record is from RefSeq and is a predicted model, not a curated record. Bases 305 to 952 code for a protein of 215 amino acids.